ACAACGACAACUCAAUGAGAAUCCCUAAAGUGUCAACGUCGACGCGAGGGCACACCUCAUCUUGACUUUGGUGACAAUCGACUUCAUCCAUCGUCCAGCUAGUCUGCGCAGAACAUGAUGACAAUCUCAAGACCUAGCUCGAGACGAGCUUUGUCGAGCAAGUCUCGCUCAAUGACCAGCUUGCUAGACCUACCGGGCGAUGUCCAAAGUCAUAUAGCAUCCUUCCUGGACCUCCCAGACCAGCUCUCAUUCUUGAGCUCUCAUCCUGACUUUCUCUCGCUCGCAAGGACACAUCUCUCCCCACUCUCAUCGUCUAUCCGCAGGAUCUUAGAUGACGGUCCACCCUAUCCAAAUAUCCUAGCCAAGAUUCCAACUCUUAACCUAUUUCUACCGCUUGAAAAUGGGCACCUGUUCGUCGACGUGCUCGUCAGGGCCAGACCAAGGUGGAUACUGGAGCGUUUCGAGCUCGGUCGAUGGCCUGAACGAGUGUGGCGAGAGGCUUUUGAGAGGAGGUUUUUGCCUUCUUGGAGGCGGUUCAAGGGAGAGAAUGAUACGUGGAGAGCGAUCUUCCUAAGAACACUGGGGCGAUUGGAGCAUCGUAAUCUUGGAUGCACACAUGAAGAAUCAUGGACGCGUUUCAUAACGUUGAAUAGGAAUGGUUCUGGAAGCAUCAAUAGGAUGUACUCAAGGCUGUUUGAUCCAUAUGACAUCUAUGAUGAGCUCAAACACCAAAACAACUUUGCCUCUCAACCUACCCAAGUCCGAGUUGUCGUUCAUCUUCAAGAUGUCAGGAUUCUCGCCAUCGGCGUCUUACUGAGCUCCCCAUCACUCUUCGUCAAUCCUAAUGCUCAUCUCCUCCUGCAUCCACCGCUUCUUCGGCAAAUUCCGAUGGACCUUUCCGAUAUCGACGACGUGGACGUACAAAUGACGGUAUAUGACGCCGUCAGAUCAUCCUCUCCUCCGCAAAUACGCACGAGGACUCGAGAAGCGGACUCCUCUGAUUCUGAGCAACCAGUGCUCCCUAUCCCUGUCAAGUCCGGCCGGGCUCGAUCGCCAGUGGAAGCUUCAGGGUCCAGCCCGAGAAUUCGAAAUACACUUGCGGCUCUCAUUCCCGGUAGGGGCAGACGAUCUUCCAAUGGUGCCAAUGGACAGAGCUCAGGUGCCAUCAAUCGUCAGGUGGCCGCCCAAACAAGCACUGGUCGAAGUCUAGACAAUUCCGGCGGGCCGCUCAACCGAAUUCGAAGCCGUGAGACCGGAGAUCAAGGUAGACGCAGGGGCUGGUCUUUGAGUCUUCCAAGAAGUCGCAAUAUGACAGUCGAUGAGCAAGUACCAAGUGCUCAAUCAUCCUCGUCUUCAGAGAUGAUUGUCGAACAGCAUAUUACAGCCCUUUCAGCGAGUUUCGGUCACGUUAUGACUGCCGUACCAGAGGUUCAGUCAAAUCCUCCAGCGGAUGCACCAUCCCGCCCACGGGAAAUUUCCAGUCCCCCUCGUCCACAAGCAAGAUCAUCCGACGCACCGUAUCCGAUUUUGACACAUCCUCAACCUAAUGGCUCGCAUCGAUUCUACCCAAAUCACACGCCUCCCCAUUUCCUCCUUGCGGACGGGAUGGAGUUCAUGGAUAGUUCCGCACCCCCUGCUUCCGAUACGCGCGCCCGCCAUUCAGAGUGCGAAGAUGACGGGAUCGGCAUGUUGUGGUCUGCAGGUGAAGCUCACUGGGGAGAUGAUGGAUCCAAAAUGGCAGAAAUUGAUUCCAGGACAGGAUUGAGAAGCCGAUGGGUGGGGCCGAUGAUUCUUGUGGCCCAACUUCACCCGUGUGAUCGCUCUGCUGCACAUCCAUCUGGUGCCAGUCCUUAUGGACCACUCGAAGGUCAGAAUGUCGAUUUGGGUCCAAAGGGAAUGUACACAAGUAUCGGGUUCGAAGAUCUCGAAGUAGUCGCUCCAUGGGUAGAGCUCAAAGCGGGAGGGGGAAACAGCUCAGAAGCGAGGCGUGAUUUCCUCUCUUAGAGGUCGUCCUUUACAAGUUGACCUCCACGUAGAAGCGACUACAGCGCUCAAGCACACAACGAAAUCCAUCUCAUAUUAUCUAGAAGGGGUAUCUGUAGG
Molecule: messenger RNA, 2103 nt
Organism: Kockovaella imperatae
Lineage: Eukaryota; Fungi; Basidiomycota; Tremellomycetes; Tremellales; Cuniculitremaceae
Exons: 6
Coding region: 115-2004 (629 amino acids)
Source: RefSeq, a predicted model, not a curated record